Molecule: messenger RNA, 1783 nt
Organism: Amphimedon queenslandica
Lineage: Eukaryota; Metazoa; Porifera; Demospongiae; Haplosclerida; Niphatidae
Exons: 2
Coding region: 31-1713 (560 amino acids)
Source: RefSeq, a predicted model, not a curated record
GUAGAUCAUGUGACGAGCUAAUCUUUUAUAAUGGCACAAGGUGAUUAUAGUGCAAAGUAUCACAAAUUGUCAUCAGAAGGUAAAAGUGAAGAUGAAACCCCACAACAGGCUAGAUCUAAUCCCGGCAUCAAUGAGCUAGUGAAGACAUUGGGUGGAAAGGGAGCGGGAGGUCUUUCCAAAGACCAAAUACAAGCUAUUGCUGUUUGUUGUCGCUUUGCCUUAGACAUGAAUGAAGUACAAAUCCAGUCACUAUUGAAUGAAUCGUUUUCUGAACUUUUUGAAAGAGGCAUAAAACAGAAUCACACAAAUCCCGAGGAUCUUUUAUACUUUAUGCUGGAGAGACUAGGAUGCAACAUGAAUGGGCUUCCUUGCUCUGCGUCACCUAACGACGACGAUGUUUACAAGCAAAUCGACAUUAUCCUCACGCUAGCAACCACAGUAAUAUCAAUGAGUGAAAGUGAUUACAAUAAAUUCAAGAGGUUUCAUACUGAGCAAAAUGGUGGGGUAUUGUUAGGCCAUGUAGAUAUUAAGCAUCGCUGUGACCUUGUUUGUCGUCUCUUAGAGAAGAAACCACUUCAUGCAGAGGGAGACAUCAGUAUUGUCUCUGAUUGGCUACAAGAGUCUGGCUGUUCAAGCUACCAACAGAAGCUACGAGACUACUGUAAGAGACAUCGUAUCAAGGUUUCAAGGCAAUUGGAAACUUGUACCUGUUGCUUUAUUGUGGUAGUUUUAUUGAUCCUUUGUUCCCUGAUGAUUGCUAUUAUUUUGAACCUAUGGUUCAUUCCAUCCAUUGACGUCAAUGUAAAAGACCCACAGAAUCAGACCUACCCAAUUGGUGUCAACACUACCAUUAAAUUGGACUGCUUCGAUACUUCAAUUACAGAUUUAGUUGAUGUCAGUUCCUUGACGCUGGACUACGCUACUGUAUACGCCAUACCUGAAGAUCAUAUUAGCACGCAUCUCCUGGUCUUACCAUACAUUUAUAAUAAAUGCCAUUCUGGUCAUUCCUCUCUUCCCAUCUCCAUUUCAUAUUUCGAUUGUCACGAGCCUAUUUAUACAGCAAGUGGUGGAGGGACUCUUAAUUUAUUUAUCGAUUUGGUAAAUAGCAAUCCUGACAGGGUCUCUUGUGCAAUGAGAUUGUUUGGUUUUUCUAAUGACUCCGAUUACAUUAGCUACACACGUGUUGCUAGAGAUCCUCGAGAUGAUCCACCUCGUUUCGUAUACAGUUCAGAUUGUUAUAAUGGUAGUAAUGGAACUCAUUCAUUCUCGAUAACAUUGCCGCGUGAUUCUCUGCUCUAUUUUGUUCUUGCUGUAGUUAAUCAAACUGAAGUUACUGUCAGCAUUUCAGGAAAUAUAUCAGCAUAUUCAAAUGCAGCAAAAUACAGAGUUGAUGAGUGCCAUCUUACUUCAUCAAAUAAAUAUUGCUCUAUCGUGAUAAAUCCCAAAAAGAGCAGAUAUAAGAACAAUCGUGGUAACUUGUGUCUUUUUGGUAACACUACUAUUGGAUUUGAAGGGAAAGUGAAUCUGUUCGCUACAUUUAUAACGAAGAGAGUCUAUCCUCAAAAGUACUGGAUAUCCUCUCUUCCUCUCUGCGGCUUAACAUUAAUUAUUUUCUUUGUUUUAUUUAUCAUUAUUGUUGCUUAUUGUCGUCAGCGUCGUAACAGAAGAAAGAGAAUAACAGGAGUAACCAAAGGACAAGUACAUGCUAAGUAACUGCCAUUUAUUUUAUUGUUGCUGUUUAUUAUUAUUAUUGCUAAUAGGAACAUUUUUAUUAAAUCAUGUG